Messenger RNA from Podarcis lilfordi (Lilford's wall lizard), 653 nucleotides. NCBI's taxonomy places the organism in Eukaryota, Metazoa, Chordata, Lepidosauria, Squamata, Lacertidae. The record is from the annotation of a GenBank genome assembly.
CCCCUCAGCUCCCUCAGGUGACUCUGUACCCAUAUGGCUCUAAGAGGGCAGGGGAGCUCCUCCAGCCACGGCUGGGGAAGAAGCACAAAGGCCAGGCCGCAGCGCCUGGGGCAGGAUGCGGCCCUGCUGGGCUCGCCUCUCGGAGGUAAGCUGCUCUAGAGGAAUUCCUGGCGAGUAACAGAAUCACAAGAUUUUAGAGCUGGAGGGGGGAGCUCAAGGGUCCUGGAACCACAGCUAAAAAGACUCCAGCUGCAGGAACUCCUCCUUGCCCUCGAAAGGGGCCGGAUCCAGGGCGCUGGACACGAGUUGCUGGUCUGCCCCGGGACUUGCUAGGAGGGCCCGGCCUGCUCUUGGGCCAUUCAUCCGUGUUAGUCAGGAGAGAGGAGCUAGGAGGGUGCGGAAUGGAGGAGCCCCCCUUGUGUGGGACAUGGAGGGUGAGGCUCCUGCUGUUUCUUGAGCUUUUCCCCACCUUGGCUUUCUCCAGCUCCAGGGGGACCAUGGAAGCCAAGCCAGGGACCUCCCCCCCGGCCCCGGAGGGCUGCCAGCCGAAGACAGGCCUUCUCUUUGGAGCCCCUCAGCCCCACAUAAGUGCUGCCCUGGGACCCAGGAACUCUGGUUGAAAGCGUCUUCUCGGGAGGAGGAGUCAUAGUCAC